AAAAUUUCAAACAACUCCAGAGAAAGUGUUUAAAUAUUGUGUGUUUGGUGAUCUUUAUAUCAUAUAACUUCACCAAACUUCAAAAGCAAAAACAUCCCAACUUUCACUGCAAAUUGCAAGCUUUGUACCUCUCUCAGUGUUUGUGCUGGAAGAGAUGGCUUUCUUUAGUGCGCCGCUGCCUUUCCUUUCUCUGCUUCUUGUGUCGCUGCCUGUCCUUGCUUUAGCAGAUGAUCCCUUAACUCCUUUCCUGCAGAAAAUAUGUGAUGAAGUGGAAUGCGGGAAAGGAACAUGCGUAGCAGAUAUAAAAUACCCACUAGGGUACAUGUGCCAGUGUGAUCGUGGUUGGACUAGAACUACAAAUGAUGAUAUUAACACUAAUCUUACGUUCCUUCCUUGUGUCAUCCCAAAUUGUACUCUCAACUAUGGUGGCUGCCAGGAAGCCCCGAAGCCACCCACAGAGAAGUCCAUCCCCUUGAAUUCAUCUGCCUUCGAUCCUUGCUAUUGGACCUACUGUGGAGGAGGAACCUGCACAAGGAAUGCAACAUAUACCCACAUGUGCACUUGCAACUCUGGAUUCUUUAACCUUCUCAACAUCUCUUACUACCCAUGCUACAGCGAAUGUACAAUUGGGUCAGAUUGUUCCAACCUUGGGAUUAAGGUUUCAAAUACGCAGGCCACAAAUAAUACUGCAGGUGGUGCAGGGAAUCAUGGUAGCUCAAUUAUGCCUGGGAAGUUCCACUGGAUGAUCAUAUUGCUCAUGUCUAUGCUUGUGGUUCUACGCAAAUAGGAGCAAAACACAGGCUCAUCAGCCUCUAUUUUCUCCAUACUAUACUAAUAUAUACUUAGAAAUAAAAAUUUACUUGGUUUUUAUUAUUUUGUGGAUUCUUGUGUAGAAAUUCAGUUUGUAUUGAAUAAAAUAUAGAUCACUGGCGAGGGUGAUUCAUUUUAGGUUGUACACAUGUUUUGAGCAUAUACAGUUUGUGCUUAUAUUCA
Manihot esculenta (cassava) is the source of this 993-nucleotide messenger RNA. RefSeq lists its product as uncharacterized. NCBI's taxonomy places the organism in Eukaryota, Viridiplantae, Streptophyta, Magnoliopsida, Malpighiales, Euphorbiaceae. The transcript is spliced from 6 exons. Bases 155 to 787 code for a protein of 210 amino acids. The record is from RefSeq and is a predicted model, not a curated record.